This is a messenger RNA of Amoebophrya sp. A120, 3877 nucleotides long. Lineage: Eukaryota; Dinophyceae; Syndiniales; Amoebophryaceae. The record is from the annotation of a GenBank genome assembly.
GAAGCUCCACGAUCGAAAAGGACAAGACUCGACAAGUGAUCAAUUGAAAAUUAUUUCCAGAGUUGACAAAACCAAAACGAAAACCCGCACAUUUGAUUCCAGAUCCGCAUAAGUAGGCAUUUCGUGAUGUGGAAUCUGAAUAUGCUCGGUCGUGUAGUUCAACCAUAAAAAAAUGUUGAGAAUCCUUGCCCGCGCAGUCGCUUCCCCGACUGUAUUCGAACAAGACAUGCUGCUCAGCCUCGAUACUUACUUACUUCCUCCAGCGACCGAACUGCAACUAGGUAGUGAACGAAUGAUUACGUUGAUGGAAGUAGUUGAAUUCUAGGUAUAAUGUUGCCGCUACUGCGAAUCAACUCAUCUUUACAGUUGCCUUUGCGUAGUUUCCUAGAUUUUUAAGAAUACAUUUACUUUCUGCGAAGCUAUUCGUGCAACUAGAGCGUAGAAUCAGGACCACCGCGCUUUAGCGCUUUGCUUUAUCACUCAGCUGGAAAGAACGGUUUUCUACCGCUUGAACGACAUGGCGCUGGCAGUGAGCUACUUCAACGACACCCCGGUGUACAACCUGACUGCUGGGCGGUCCACACCUCAGUUCAUCGAAGAGGCGGCGAAGAACAACAAGUCGCUCAGGUACCUACUACAACAGGGGAACAAAUAUUUACGCUUUGAUAAUAGUAUUUGCUUCUGCCACAAGAGGUUCUUCGCUGCAUAAAAAAGGUACUGCGUGCAGCAGCUCCUCGUAGUUCCAGCGAGUUGCUUGCAAUCUUCCAUUGAGACCUCCGUAAAGAUUUUCCCUGUGCCGGCAGGGUGUACAAUUGAAAUCUGAAUCGAAUGACACUGUAUCGAACGACUCUACAGGUACAAUGAGGAAUUUAGGAACCGCGUUGAACUGCUGCAGGACUUCGAGUUCCCCGCAACCAGCUCACGCGUGAAAGCGAGCCGGGACGGCAGAUACAUUUGUGCCACGGGCGGGUACCCCUGGGAAAUGCGGAUGUUUGACACCGAAGACUUGGGCAUGAAGUUCUGCCGAAGGGUGGACCAUGAAAUCGUGGACUUCUGCUUUCUCUCGGACGACUACCGAAAGUUGGCGUUUCUGCAAAGUAUAGUGCUUUCGUGUGUUUUUUAAUAGUUGUGUUUACACGACGUGCCAGGUCUAGUUUCGCCAUUGUGGUGCAAGAAUGCGUAGAAGUAACGAUGCGGAUAUUUCAAUGGAAAGAACCGCUUUGGUCGUUUUAUUUGCAUUUGUUCAGCACUCUUAGGUCAAAGAGCAGUCGUUAGCCUCGAUUUCAACAUGAGAAGAAUUGCACCGAAAAUGUAAAUGAAUUGUGUCACUUCUGAGUAUUCUCCAUCACACGACAGGCGACCGCACACUGGAAUUCCACGCGCAGUAUGGGCUCCACCACAAGCUUCGCGUGCCGAAGUUUUGCCGGUCUUUGGUGUACCACCCGGACAGCUGUGUGUUGUUUGCCGCGGGCGACGGGGACGAGGUCUACCGCUUGGACUUGGAGCAGGGGACUUUCCUCACGCCGCUCCACUCGGCAAAGUGCGACCAGGUGAACCAGGCCUGCCUGAAUCCCCGCAUGCCCCUGUUGGCCUGCGCGGGCACGGCCACGGGCGACGAAACCACCGGGCUGGUGGAGUUCUGGGACCUGCGGGACGCCGGGCGCGCGGUCAGCUUUUUGCGCCAGGAGGACGCGGGCAUCACCGCCGUGGACUUUGCUCCCAGCGGCAUGCACUUCUGCUUCGGCGACGAAAGGGGAGUGGUGCGCGUGUUCGAUAUACGCUCGGCUAAGCCCUUGAGCACCCGGGACCACCGGAAUGAGCUCCCAAUCAAGGCCGUGAAAUAUUUCGACGCCGGGGGAAUAACUACAGAAUCAGCAACAUCUUUGCUAACCGGCACGACGGCAAGAGCUUCCUCCUCCUCCAGCAAUAUUAUCGCCAGCUGCGACGCGCGCUGCAUCAAGCUGUGGGAGUACGGAAGUUCAAAUUCAAGCAGUUCCACUUCUUUCGACAAUUCUAGGAGUAGAUCAACUGCGGACGAACAACAAUCGGAAAUAAAAAACGAUUCCACGCAGAGCAACAGCCGGAUUCUCGCCGCCAUCGAGUCCCCGGGCGGCGCGGUGCUGAACGACAUCAGUUUCUACCCAUCUUCCUCCCUGUUGUUCGCCGCCACCGACGAGCAGCGCGUCGGGUGCUACUUCCUGCCCUCGCUGGGCGCGGCGCCGCAGUGGUGCAGCUUCCUGGACCACAUGACGGAGGAGCUGGCGGAGAUAUCAAAAGGAAAAAUCCCCCUUCCCCAUAUCGAAACGAAGUUUCUGAUGCUGGAUUUCCGUACACAAAUCAGAUUUGUCUUCCAGUAGAGGACUGCAGGCAUAUGUCAAGCCCCAGUCGAGAGGUUUUGACGUAGGCGCCUAGCAUGGCAAACGUGUAUGCUCUAAGCCCAAUAGCAUCACAAACCUGCAUCAAAAGCGGGGCGCUCUCUGGACUUGCCUUCUUGCAAGACAGACAGGAUUUGAGGCAACAAGUGCGCUGCCUCACAAAUUUUCAGAAGGAUGCGUUUUCAAUAUGGGGAGGGGGGAUUUUUCCUUACGAUAGGAGACCCAGCGACAGCACUUAUACGAGGACCACACUUUCCUGUCCAAGGAGCAGGUGCACGACCUCGGGGCCGCGGACCUGCUCGGCACAAAGUACCUGCUCCCCUACCAGCACGGGUUUCUGAUGGACGUGCGGACGUUCGAGAAGAUGAAGCGGAUUCAGCAGGAGGAGAGGGGCGGGGCGGACCUGUUCGACUACGAGCAGAAGCUGGAGCAGUCCCGCAAGAAGCAGAUGGAGCAGAACCGCCCGAUGCGCGUUCCGGACGCCGCGAAGCUGGCGAAGACGCGCGUGCAGGCGAACCAGAAGCUGUUCGACAAGCUGCAGGACCGGGUGGACUCCCGGCAGACGGAAUUACGAAGGAAAAAGGACCAGGUGGCCAACGCCGGGAAGAAAUUGCUGGAAGACGACCGGUUUGCCAAAAUGUUCAGCAACCCCGAUUUCGAAAUCGAAGAAGCAGAAAUCAGACAAGAGUCUGGCGUGGCAAAAGACCGAGCGAAAAAGCGAAAGCGAAUUGGAUAAACGAUUGCUGGCGCCGCGAGGGCCCUAUCUUUCUGAUUGUGAUAGAUCGUAUUGAUCGAUAUUCAUUUCAACAUCUUCUUGCGACAUUUUUUCUUAUCCAUGCGGACCACUUAGAAGCUUGUGUACAUCAUCUUCAGCACGAGGAGGUGACCAGCCUAUUGAUUCGUUGCAGUGUAAGUAGUUUAGGAGACGAGGUGGACGAGGGCUCCGAGAAAAAAAAAAUAGCUGCAUCACACUUGCAGCAACACCAAGCAGUUAUCUCUCUGUGCGGUCGCUGUUUGAAGAAUUUAGCACUGCUGUCGCACCAGCGAGAUCAGAUUUUCUCCGUGCUCACGACAACAAUAAACAAUGUUUUCUACUAGAAUUCGAAAUCGAAAUCACUGUCGGUCUGCUUUACCAGCACAUCUGCAGCCUCGGAAGUUUGUAUUUCGUCCCAAAUAGAAACGGUUGCACUCUAGUGCUGUGAUCUGCUAUCAGAGUCAAAAGUGAAAAAAUCGGUUCGUGCAACAAAAAGACAGCAACAUCGUGCGACAUCAUUUUGACUUCCUCGUGCACGAAGAUAGAAGAAGAUAGAGCACCAGAAGCGCAGACUGGCAAGGCCAGAACUCUCGGUAAUAAAUCGUGCAAUGCGAAGUUCCGAAUAGAUUGAAAAUCGGUAUAGAUACCGUUUGUCCCGUUGCUCUUGCUGCCGUACAAAACAAAGUGUUUCGGUGAUUUUGAUUUUCACAACGUACACCCGUCUGAAGAUGGCAUAUCUUCGUUCAUC